AUGUGUAGUAAUUUUCUUGCUAAAUUUCCAAAACAAUUGGUCCUUGAAAACUUGAGUAUUCCCAAUGACGACGUGAAUGAGAGGAAAGAACCAUCGUACGCGAUAAUCCACUGCAAGCUCAACGAUUUGACAAAUGUAGAGACACCUGAGAGCAACAGCAACAGUAGCGAUCCAGCAUUAUUGCUCAUUGUCCCGAAUAAUUCAGUGCAAGUGGAUACUUGUGUCCAAUGCAACUGCGAUGAUCCCCAGAAUCUUAACGCAGUUGAAGACAAGAGUUGUCAAGACUCCGAAUCAAAAUUCAACGUAAUUGCCACGAGAACAGAUGAAUCAAGCGAGAGUUAUUCACAAAGUGAUGAUGGGGAUGAGAAGUCCGAUGUUGAGUGCACCCUGGCCAUCAUCAAGCCAGGAGCGCUGGAGUAUAAGAACGCGAUUAGAAAGAGGAUUAUUGACGAGGGCUUCGAGAUCUGUGCGGAGAGGACUGUCCAGUUGACUCUGGAACAGGCAGCUGAAUUCUACUCCAAAGAAUAUGGGAAAUUGCAUUUUCCGUUGCUCGCGGUUUAUCUGUCCUCUGGACCUAUUGAGGCCCUUGUUCUUGCGAAGAGCCGAGGUGUGAGGGAGUGGAGGAAAGUUAUGGGGCCGGAGGAUGUAAAGAAAGCCAAACUAUAUUUCCCGAAUAGUAUCCGAGCGAUAUAUGGAGGGAAUGGUGACGAUGUGCAGAAUGUUGUUCACGGGAGUCUCGCGACUGAAGAAGCAAGAGACGAAAUUCUCUUUUUCUUCCCCAAUUUUAUCAUUGAGCCAAUGCUUCCGAGCGAAUGUAUUCCAGAUUAUUUUAAAAAGAGUCUCAAUCCUGUCUUGAUUGACGGUCUCGCUCAUUUGGAGAAGGAAAAACCUGCUGAGCCCUUGCUCUGGUUAGCCAACUGGCUCAUGGAAAAUGAUCCGGAUAAACCAAAGAUCAUUAAAUAA
This is a messenger RNA of Diachasma alloeum, 963 nucleotides long. RefSeq names its product nucleoside diphosphate kinase homolog 5-like. Gene Ontology annotation, molecular function: nucleoside diphosphate kinase activity. Gene Ontology annotation, biological process: UTP biosynthetic process; negative regulation of oxidative stress-induced intrinsic apoptotic signaling pathway; CTP biosynthetic process. NCBI's taxonomy places the organism in Eukaryota, Metazoa, Arthropoda, Insecta, Hymenoptera, Braconidae. The transcript is spliced from 4 exons. Bases 1 to 963 code for a protein of 320 amino acids. The record is from RefSeq and is a predicted model, not a curated record.